Bursaphelenchus xylophilus (pine wood nematode) is the source of this 2617-nucleotide messenger RNA. NCBI's taxonomy places the organism in Eukaryota, Metazoa, Nematoda, Chromadorea, Rhabditida, Aphelenchoididae. The record is from the annotation of a GenBank genome assembly.
AUGGCCGAGUCUUCCACAUCCGCCUCGCAGCGGAAGCUGGACGUGAUCACGCUGCGAAUGGCGCGGCUUGAUCCCAAAGUCCCUUGGGGAUUCACAGUGAGGCCUCCGGGAGUCGUGGACAAGGUAAGAUUGCGCUUUAUUUUACAGCGUUUUCUUGCAUUUCAGGUCCAAGGCGCUGGUCUGGCCGACCGUGCGGGCCUUCAAAGUGGCGAUCAUAUUGACGAAAUUCAAGGCGAAUCUUCGCCGACGUUCAUUCGCGUCACUGAACUGAUAAAUGAACCGAACAAUCAACUGGAUUUGACGGUUUUACGGUAAGAAACCGGUUUUUUAUCAUCUUUUUCGGGCGAAAAAGGUGAUACGACCAAAAAUCCCUGGGGCACUUAAUGAUUUUUUUAAAAAUUUUGCGAAUAUAGGGAUCAUAGUUCAUUUUUGAAUAUUUUUCGGAACCUCUGAGAUAUUUUGACUAAAUUUUUUCAUUUUUCAAAAAAAAAAAAAAAAAUUCAAAAAAAAAAUUUUUUUUUUCAAUUUUAUCAAAAUUUAAUCCCCCGCUGAUUUUUAAAAAUCUCCCAUCACGACUUGCGAUGGGAGAGAUUUCUCCCCGUCGAAAAAUCCAAUUUAAAUACCGAAAAGGCCGUGUUGCGUAAGAAAAAAAACCGGUAAAACCGAAAAUAAUCGGGAAAGAUCUCAAGGCUAAAUCCCGUGGGAAUUCGAAUACCCCCCUCCUUCACUUUUUUCGUAAGACAAAGAGCGCUUCGAAGCGAAUUCGAAUAUUCUUGAUUAAAGAGCGUUUUGCGAUAGUUUUUCCUACAAAACUGAAAUGGAGAAUUUGCAAUUCGAACGCCGCGCCCAGUACAAUUACAAAUUUUCGAGCGAGAGAAGGUAGGUUUGGGCCGAGGGCGAAAUGGGAACGGUCGUUUUGAAAUUUUGGGAACUUUUCUUUUUUCAUUUAGUCCGUUCGCAGAGUCGCUGCAAUCAUUUUUGCGACAUGCACUGUGCGAAAACAAAAUUGCACCCUGCACUGUGCGAUUUAUUGUUUUUCGCACCGUGCAAUAAGGCUUUUUUGGGCUGUCGCUUGCACCCUGACUUUUUCUGCACAGUGCAAUUCGCUGUGGUCACUUUUGCGACAUGCACUGUGCAAAACUAAAAAGUUUGCUCUGCACUGUGCAAUUUAUUGUUUUUGCACCGUGCAAUCCGCCGCAGUCAUUUUUGCGACAUGCACUGUGCGAAAACAAAAGUUUACUUCGCACUGUGCAAUUUGUUUCUUUUUGCACCGUGCAAUAAGGUUUUUUUGGGCUGUCGCUUGCACCCUGACUUUUUCUGCACAGUGCAAUUCGCUGUGGUCACUUUUGCGACGUGCACUGUGCGAAAACAAAUGUGCGCCUUGCACUGUGCAAAUUGUUGCUUUUUGCACCGUGCAAUAGGGCUUUUUUGGGCUGUCGCUUGCACCCUAACUUUUUCUGCACAGUGCAGUCAUUUUUGCGACAUGCACUGUGCGAAAACAAAAGUCCACCUUGAACUGUGCAGUCUGCUGCUUUUUGCACCGUGCAAUAGGAUUUUUUCGGGUGUCGCUCGGAAUCGCGCGCGAUGAAAAGCAAAAAAAACAAAAAUGCACUGUGCAAAUUGUGUUUUUGUGUCAAAUGCACUGUGCAAAUCACUUUUUAUCGCGAUUUUCGCAGCGGCACGCCAAAACAGCACUGUGCAAAUUCUCAGACCUUUGUGUUGAGUAGUGCACUGUGCGUUGGCGACAAACGUGGGAAAAAGUUCAAAAUGCACGGUGCGGAUCGCGAAAAAUGUUCAUUUUUUGAGGUUUGCACGGUGCGAAAAAAGAAAAUGCACAGUGCGUUGGCGACAAACGUGGGAAAAAGUUCAAAAUGCACGGUGCGGACCGCGACAAAUGUCCAUUUUUUGAGGUUUGCACAGUGCGAAACGAGGAAAUGCACUGUGCGAAACGAGAAAAUGCACAGUGCGUUGGCGACAAACGUGGGAAAAAGUUCAAAAUGCACGGUGCGGAUCGCGACAAAUGUCCAUUUUUUGAGGUUUGCACGGUGCGAAAAAAGAAAAUGCACUGUGCGUUGGCGACAAGCGUGGGAAAAAGUUCAAAAUGCACUGUGCAAGAUCCGCAAAUUUCUGCCGUGAAUCUACCGUAUUUUCAGCGAGCCUACCGUAACCCGAAUUUGGCGUCCAAAUGUCACUGACCUGACCAAUAACCAAGUCCGGAAUCGGGUUCAAAAUGCAAAUGAGAGGAAUGUGAAGGUGUCGCUGGAACAUCAGAAAUUGGUGAGGAGAUAAAUCUCAAAAAAAAAAAAAAAAAAAAUUCUUUAAUUAAAAAAAAAUUUUUCUUUAAUUUAAAAAAAAGUUUUUUAAUUAAAAAAUUUUUUUUGAUUAUUUAUUUUCUAAAAUUUUCCAGCAGCCCGACCAAAUCCGCGGAUUCAACUCCGGCCCUCGUCAAUUCGGCUCCAAUCCGCAGCCCGCUCAAAAGUCGGAUAACCAAAUGAGAUCGGAGGUGUUGAAGAUGAUCCAGGAAAACGAGCAGCAUCGCGGACAAAGACCGCAAAAUUUUGGGAGCAACAAGGGAUUACUGCCCAAUUGCUUCUGUUGUGGACGGCCUAUUGUGUGA